Molecule: messenger RNA, 6481 nt
Organism: Blastomyces dermatitidis ER-3
Lineage: Eukaryota; Fungi; Ascomycota; Eurotiomycetes; Onygenales; Ajellomycetaceae
Product: zinc metalloproteinase
Exons: 6
Coding region: 2895-5237 (780 amino acids)
Cellular component (GO): cytoplasm
Source: RefSeq, a predicted model, not a curated record
CUUGUACUGGUUGAAAGCUUCCCACCCAUGUUGCUAACCUCCAUCUUUAUUCUAAAUACUAUAGAUGGAUAGCUAGCUAUCCAAGCACUUGGGUAGUUGGUUAUGCUCGCGUUAUUCACCAGACGAUCCAAACCUGUCAUUUUGAAGCUGGGUUAUGAACGACGCGACCACCUAUGUAUGUACAUGAAAACACUUGGAUAUCUCAUAUUGAGGACCGAGCGUCUCUUCUCUCUUAAUGAUCGUGAACCACAUUUGAAUCAUAUCACAUCAAUAUUCUCUAUCCCAAACCGCUUCACAUAUUGCUGUCAUUCGAAGUUGCAAGAUAGGGAAAGAUACUGGCACCGGAAGCAUGCAGAAUGCAGAUCCAUAUCUAAUUCCUCACAAGUUUAACUCACAUUGCAAUAUGCCCUUCUAAACUUGCUUCGACGGCUUGAAUGGAUUCAAGUUAGUCCUCCCUAUCACUGUUUGCGACCGAGCCUGCCGGGAUUCGAAACCUAUUCGUUGGCAGUAUCAGCAUAUGUCCCAUCCGCCGUUGUUUCCAUGAGAAAGAGCUUGGGCACUCCCAGGUCUCUAAUCUUCCACGUCUUGCACCAGCAUAAUUAGCUGACUUUCGCGUACAAAACGCAAACCAUAACCCAGUCAUACCUUCCCAUCGAAGGUAUAUCUGCAAUGGAUGACCGCGCGCAAGCCAACUUGUCUGUCCGAUACAGUCUUGUGUAUACAUACGGCUGUGACCUCGAUACGUGGUGAUGAAGCCACCAGCGGUAGAUUCACGAGACAAUGACAGGAAACUUCUCAGUCAUGGCAACAUUGGUGUCGAGCUGCUCAUGAUAAAUUCACGCCAGGAUGCGGCGCCCUCGGUUUCUAUCCUUUACUCAAAAUAUCCUGCAUUACCAAUUCUUCGCGUAUCGCCCCCCUUCCAAAAUCCCAUCUCACUCUGAGGAGACUGGGACAAUUCAGUCGAUAUGUAUGUCCGGUAGUUCAUUAUAGUUUGAUAUGCGAGGUCGCAUAAGGAACGACCCCUUUAAUGGCCUUCUGGCCUUUGCCUAGGUCUCUUGAUCCUAACAUUAGCGAGACGUAAUUCAGUGGAUACUGCAUUGAAGACUUUCCUGAAACUCAAAUCGGAUUUUAUAUACAGAGUAAUUAGAAUCCCUAAAUAAUUCCUAUCGUCGCUGCACGGCGCACGUGUAUAUGUACUAACGUAGCGCACUUACACUUGAUUAAGAUAUGGGAAACGUAGUUGAAGUAUUUAUUAUAGUUAUGUAUGCUUUAUGUCUAUGACGGUGCAAAAAAAAAGGAGGGAAAAAAAGGGCGAGGAGCAAGAUAGGCAACGAUGUAUGCUAGCUUUGCCAGGAUUUGCUGUGGUUAUGAUUUCUUCCUUUGAGAAACUCCAGUCAAUCUUUCGUACUGCGUAGGAUCACCGCGGUACUUUCGUGGGAUGUGUUCAAAAAGGCCAUUUUUCAGCAUCGGAUUCGAGACGGGAACGGAGGUUAUUCUAUGUUUAAACAGGAGAUCUUUGUGUGCUUUGUGUUCCAGGCUGUGUCUGUUGGGUGUGGGGUUGGUCGGUAGCAGCUUUGACCGCAUGUUUGGGUUUUCAAAAGGUACACAGAGUAUAUUCUCCAAGCAAGUUUAUAAACUCUUCUGGGUUAGUUAAAGGAGCCGUCAAAUUCUAUAACUUUCGAGCCAGGCUGUAUCAUAAUAUCUGGUGGCUGGGCGUUGGGCAAACUUGGUUUGGAUGCGGGAGAUCUACGGAGGAUAUAAACUAACUACCACCCCGCUGGUUGGUGGUUAACUACCAAUGGUUUUGAUUUGAUUUGAUUUUCUUUUUCUUUUUCUUUUUCUUUUUACUUUUUCUUUUUCCUUUGCGGGCAUGAUCGGUCGGUUUAUUUUAGUUAACCUUUUUAAUGGCAGAAAGAAACACAAUAUUUUCUGUUUGGGAUUUUCCCUAGUAACUACGGAGUACAGAGAACUCAAUCUGUAUCCCGAGAAAUUUCAUCACUCCCCCCAUAUUAGUUAUAUCCCCGCAAGUUUCUUUUCUAGAAGAACAAGCAAGCCCUUGGCCGGUGAGGUUGACAACAUUGCGAAAGGGAAAACCAAAAACAAGGAAAACCAAGCCAACCCUCCCGGCUGACAUUCCGGGAGCCAGGAUCUUCAGCCUUGUCUCAAAGACAGGGAGGGGCGUCAUCAAGCAUCAGUGACAGGCAGGAUACAGGAUGACCUCUUGACAAACUGCAAGCAAUUGUAGCCUGGGCUGUUGCGUGUGUCUAAUAUGUGUCUAGUAAUAUGGCUAUCAUCCCCGUACAGUACAAUGUACAUGUACAUGUACGUCCACAACACACGGCUAUCUUCACCACAUAGCUUAGGUACCUAGCCAGCUGGUGACCAAAAACUGGAUCUUCCUCCGAUUUUGCUUCCCUCUUUUCCAUCUAUAGCAUAUUCCAUUCGUCUUUUCAGCCCGUAUCUCCCAUUCGUGUCAAGUCUCUCGCUUUCGGUUCGAAUGGGAUCUCUUUCGCACUCUGAAAUUCUCGACAUUCGUUAAUUUCUCUUCUCUACCUCCCGAACUCCUGUCCACAAUCUCGUUGCAUACGCGAUUUGAAAUCUUCUGCUCUUUCCUUGUACCAGGGUGUGAGAUCCUCGAUCGUUCCUCCAUUGAUGUUGUGGAUAUUCCCUUAAUGCCCGGCUGAGCUUACCAGUAUAACCUAUCCUUCUUCGCUCGCACAAGCUUUCUCGCAUUCCCUACACGACAAUUACUUGCUUCAUUGUCUAUUAACUUACCUUUCUCCGCUCCCCUUGCACACACAAAGCCACUUUCAAUCGUCGAUCUAGUUCGCGUCCAGUUGCAAUGAGACUAGACGGCUUCAAAAUCCUCUAGAAUCACUCCAUUUGAAGAAAUAAUGCCAUUUUUCAAGGACCUCCGUCGCCGCUCCAGGGCUACUUUUAGCUUGACCCCGUCUUCCUCCUUCAAUGCCAAUGACGACGUACUCCCUGACAAAUCCUCAUCUACUCUCGACUCCCCGAUUCCUAGCUUGCGUAGCUCCUCUGUAUCUUUUCUCAAAAGCAACAGUCCCGACUUACCCUUUCCUCAUUUAUCUACCCUCUCGAAAUUGAACGGAAACGGAGAUGGCCCACAGGUGACGCCACCACAGAGACCUGUUCCAAUUGGGUCCCAGUCAAGCCGGAGCAAUGGUACUAAUGGUAGUCAUCACUGUCUGACAAAUUCCGGAAGAGGUUCUGCACCGGUGCCUCUGUAUGCCCCGAGAGUUUUUUCUGUUUCCGAUAACUCUUGGGUACAUCAAAAAAUCCUCCUAAUUUAUGGUCAGACUGGAGACGCACGACAGCACUCCGUUGAUGGAAACAUAACUAUCCACCAUUCCCAAGAUUCGUUCCCUCCCAUCACCUGGCCUGUUUAUGAGUCACACUUCAAGGCUUUGGUCCAUCUUAUCCCAGGUCCUAACAAGCUACGACUUGAAUUCACCUCCUCAAAAAUUCAGAACCCAAUUGCCCAUUCGUCAUGGGUGAGCAUUAACUACCUGCCUUUAGUAAACUCUCCUCCCCUCCAGCUCGCAAUUGUGCUGGGGAGCGAUUCCGAUGGCCGUUUUGAUGCGGUUCCCGAGAGAAUAUCACGGGAGGGAAACGGUUUGGAGACCGCAAUACGGAAAUUUCGAAUGGCUGCGUAUAUGUGGCAGUCGUUUACUGGGGAACAGAUGUACCGAAAUAAGUUCGGAAGGCGCUGUUUCCGAUUUGAAGAGGAGUGGCAGGUUGGAACGCUGAGCCUACGGGACGCGAAGUCACAUCAGAUGAGAAACGAGGCCAAGAUACACAUUAUACGCUGCGACAGAACGGUUAACGAUCUGAGAAAUCUUAGUGUUGUGGGACAGGGUGGCACUAAAUCGGAUGCGAGUGAGCUCUUCAACGUUGUACUUGAGGCUAUCAAACGUUAUUUUGGGACUGGAGAUGGCCAAAUGCAGUAUGUCUCGGCACUAAUGCUUGAUACCCACUGGGACAUAGGAUCCCAGAAAAUCACAUGUCAUGCCGCAGCGGGCUCUGAUGGAGAUAAUAUCAAGCUGGCUCUUUUUGGAUCCUAUGCGUUGCAAAGCUACCCAACCGCCAUGGAAGAAGUAGUCACAGCUUUCACUGACUGCACACGGACGGAUACUAAUUUCGUUGCCAAUUACAGAAAUGAGUGUGGGAGCAACUGGGAAGCUGUUAACUCCGGGAUUGGCGGCCAUCUCCGUUCAAUUGGCCGUUUAUUUGGCUGUCGCAAUCAAGAGAGUGGUAUCAUGUGUGGAGAUUGCAUUCUAUUGAAUCGAAGCUUCACAAUUCGAGAACCAUAUUCUACUCGAACGAAGGCACAGGGACUGCGACUCUGCCUUAAUGAGGACGAAUGUAACUGGCAUAGACUUGAUACCCUUCGUUUUAGAUUUCAUGCAUGCUUCCGGCUGCCACGAGAUUCACCUCCUCGCUCUGAUGACUCAGUUCAAGUAUGGCCCGUUGACAAUGGCAAGAUAUUAAUCACUUCGUCAGCUGGCAUUGCUUUCAUCGAAAUUUACGUGGACAAUGAUGAGAUCUGCAGGUCGUAUCUCGAAUACGUGGAUGGUGAUUCCGGCAAUAAUGGCAUCCCGAAGCAGAUCGCUCUCACCGAAGCUGAGAUUCGCCGGCAAACUCCUGGGAGCACUAACAAGAAGAGAAAGAUCAAGUUGGUGAUAUAUUCCGGCAUCCUUAGCACUUAUACGAUUGACGACAUUAGCAAACUCAAAUCCAAACAUUCGACUGCUAAAUUACCUACUGGGCAAGUUGGAUACAGGGGCAACAAAUUGGGGCAAGCUCUAUCCUUAGAUAGUAUCCCAGAACAACUGUUCCUGGAAUGUGCCUUCAUCCAGACGAAGCUUCUGGUCUCCGUGAAAGUCUAUCAUAAUGGCUUUAUAUACGGAUUAGAGUUUUGUUACGAAGACUCCACGAGCCAGGUAUUUGGGCACAAAAAUUCCAACUCUACCCGUAGCGAAUUUGUGUUUGACACUCGUCGUGGUGAAAUCCUAAUGGGAUUUUACGUGAAGAUGGGCAGGCAAAUCGAUGGCAUUGGACUUAUCACGAAUCUCAGCAGGAAAUCUGCGGUUUUCGGAAACGGCAACGGUAGAGCUGGCCAUACAUUGAUACCACCAAGGGGCUACAGUAUUGCUGGAAUAUCCGGAUCCGUAGCGUCCUGCAUUGAGGAACUCUCCCUAAUUAUAACUCGAUGACGGAUGUUCUCCUCUACUUCUGGGACUUUCAUAAGCUUGCUAUAUUCCUAUCAAGCUGGGUGCACCAAUUUCACCCUCUUGUUACGCAAUUGCGUAGCGCGAUAUUAACAUCUUUUGUGGCUCCCAUCGUGUCGUUCACACACUACCCGAAAAUUCGCCGCCACCCUGACAAAGAUCUCACUGAACACUCGAGUUCUCUAUACCAAAAACUUCACAUAAAUUCAAAGCAACGCCUCUGAAAGGUUUACUUCUGCGCCCUACUAUCUGUUAUAUACGUUCGACACCUCUUAUUUGAAUUCCGCGGGAUCGUCUACGCUCGAAGCGAUUUUCAUGGUGGCAGGUUGGGCGGGUUUUGUAUUCAAACCCCAAAUCAAACAUGGAGUCACGAUCACGAACUACGCAAAUAUAUAUUUCUCUAGUUAUCUUUUAUCUUCGCUUCAUCUGACUUGCAUCGGGUUGUAUGUUCUUCUUUACACGACGAUGGCCCUUGAAAUAUUUUCUGCACAUUUCAUUUGUGAAAAUAGGGCGGAAAUGCGUUUACCGUAUAUGACCACCGAUAUUCUUCUCUUUUAUUCUCGUUUCUGUUGCAUUUUUCAUUUUUAUACCUUCAAUUUCUCUUCCGAGUUCAUCUGGUUGUUAUAUCUCUUCAAAAGGAGCUCUGUUAACUCAAAUGUUAUUCAUUUUCCGUAUCAAGGUUUCAUUUGAAAGUUAUUGACCCUUUUUCUCUCUUAACUGUUACCUGCCACUCCCACAGGGUUUCUAGUAACCCUUUUUUAUCUUUGUUUUUUAUGACUGCAUAUAUCCUGUUCAUAAUAUGGGUGCAGGAGUAUAAGGGGACUGAGGAAUGAAUAAUGCUACUACUUUGCUAGAACAUGCGGGGGUUUAAGAUUCACUUUUUCUUUCCCUGUCUGGGUGGGUUUCUCCUUGUCCUUCAGCAGGUUUUAGUUUUCACUUACUUCUUUUUUCAUUCGGUCCUGCGGCUGGGCAUGGCGGUGCAUUUAUGUUGGGUGAGGCAUGUGGCAUGCGUAUGAUGUACUUUUUUUCCUUUUAGAUUUUUUUCCGCAGGGUUAAAAUAAAUAAAUAAUCAGCCUCUGUGUUUUAUAAAGAGUACUAUCUGUUCCUGUUUCCUUCGAUUCGGCCGAGGUUUUUCAUCACAGUUCUGUAAAUAGAAAAUCAAUUAUGCAAUCAAAUCAACAGCUGACCUGUGCAACUAAUUAUACUAGACAAAACUAUCUCUCUAUAUA